CAAUAUGAAGACUUACACCUUUAUAACCUGACUUGAAAGAAAGUAUCAAGUUGAGUUAGUAACAGGCCAAAAGCGGCCAAAGUGGCCACGAAGUCUGUUUUAAGCAGACGUCAACAAGGUGGCGAUGAUCCACACCAGAUGCAAGCUACUGUACAUGCGUCCAGGCGUACAGUCUUCCCUCCCCUUCAUUCACAGCGCAUUACAAACGCUGUACGUCGUGCUUUGCGUUUUCUUCCCAACUUAAAGCAGCAGUUUAAGCUCGCUUCAGCAUUAUGUGGUUACAUAUUUUAAUUCUUCUCUUUGCCAAUCCGCCGAGGAUGAUGGCGGCAUCCAACACCCUCUGCCCAGCCGGAUGUAGCUGUUCCUCCGAAACCGUGGAGUGUACCAACAUGGGGCUGGUCCGGGCGCCGGCCUCCAUCCCGAGACACGUCAGGGUCCUGAACAUGGACGACAACAGCCUGUACGACUUGGAGUCAAUAAGUUUCCGAUGGUUUCCGUACCUUCAACAGCUAUCCUUGCAGAGGAAUAAGAUCGAGAGGAUCGAUGAGCACUCCUUUGCCCAGAUCGACAGCCUGCGCAGGUUGUAUCUGACUCAGAACAACAUUGGUGUAGUCUCGCCCCGCGCGUUUAGGCGGCUUCUGCGGCUGAGACAUCUCUAUCUGGGGUGGAACUCCAUCUCUCACCUCCACUCUGACACGUUCCGCCAUCUCUCCAGACUAAAGAUUGUCCACCUAAACAACAACAACAUUUGUACCAUCACAGAGGGUCUGUUUGCUGGAUUGAGUAAUCUGGAGUCCCUGACGCUCAGCCAUAAUUGUUUAUCAGAGCUGCCAGACGGCACAUUCCGAGACUUGAGCAGUCUACACACACUCUUACUCCACAACAACAAUCUGAAGUACAUUCCACACGGGGCAUUUAGAGGGCUUCAAUCUCUGACGUCACUCAACCUUUCGAACAACAGUUUGGCCAAUAUAACGGCCAACAUUUUUGAGGAUUUGCCUUCUGUGCAAGUUCUCGAGCUUCGGAAUAAUAGGAUCAACUACAUACACCCGGAUACAUUUGGAGCUGCUCCGAACUUGACUUAUUUGUACUUGGACUUCAACCGCCUUAAACAGCCACCUGUUUUUGGUCAUCAACAUCCGGGCCUUCGCUUCCUGUCCCUGACUGGGAACGAGGUCGAAGAGAUCCCGGAUGUUAGUUUCCGGAAUGCACCAAACGUCCACACACUUCUGCUCGGGCGAAACAAACUUGGACGUGUGCCCACAGAGAGUCUAUCCGUCAUGACAAAACUCGUGGUCUUGAACUUGUCUGAGAACCCUAUUAUGGAACUUCGUGAGCAUUCCUUCCAGGGACUGGAAAAUCUCCGACUCUUGUCACUGCGUGACUGUGAGAUUCGCACCGUUUCUAGCGAGGCUUUCAACGGGUUGGGCCAAAUCAUGGGGAUAUUUCUCAACGGUAACCGCAUUGCUAAACUUGAACAGGGUACAUUUUCAAACAUGCCGUUCAUUUUCAGCGUCAACUUGAACGGGAAUUUCUUACGUCACGUAGAAAACGGAGCAUUUGGAAAUCACUCUUCACUAAGGAGACUGUUUCUGCAAAACAAUCGUUUACAACGGGUUCCAAAACGUAGCCUGGGUAUGAUGCCAAGUUUAAAAGACCUUUACCUGGACUAUAAUCCAAUCAGAUCCAUUGGUCCUUCGUCGUUUGUCCAUCUACCGAAUCUGAGAAUACUGGGACUUCGUAGCUGUAACUUGAGUCGCGUCCAUGACACCGCUUUUGAAGGACUUGGAAAACUGCGACAGUUGGAUUUGAGAGGAAACAACUUACGGAACCUGCCAUCCACAACUUUCACAAAUAUGUCUUCAGAUUUAGUGGUGGAGCUGGACCAGAAUCCGUGGACCUGUGACUGUGGCAUGCUGGGAUUCCACCAGUGGUUAAACAACGUUCAGCGGUUCUACAGGGAGAUCGUCUGUGUGUUCCCACAGCGGCUACAGGGGGCGCUUCUGUCUAAACUUGACUCAAGAAGUCUUAACUGCAGCGGUGAUUUUUCUCUUCUCCCCGUCACCGUGCGGACUGAAGAUUUGUUUCACAACCCAGAUUAUCGGGGUGUUGAUGAUGAGUUGACUACAGGUACAGUAAGCAGUAUGGUCACCGAAAAGACAACCAACAACUAA
This is a messenger RNA of Branchiostoma floridae (Florida lancelet), 2174 nucleotides long. Its product is annotated as leucine-rich repeat-containing protein 15-like. NCBI's taxonomy places the organism in Eukaryota, Metazoa, Chordata, Leptocardii, Amphioxiformes, Branchiostomatidae. Gene Ontology annotation, cellular component: extracellular matrix. The transcript is spliced from 4 exons. The record is from RefSeq and is a predicted model, not a curated record. Gene Ontology annotation, molecular function: protein binding. The coding region runs from base 273 to 2174 and encodes 633 amino acids.